UUCCAAGCUCUUUGCGGAGUCCGAUAACCCCGGAAUCCGCCAUGGAAGAUGAAUAGAAUAAUCUCCACACCAGCCUCCAAAUUCCGCCACCUCCGGCGACACCUCGCCAGGUCCAGCGACGCCACCGCUGCCGUCUCGGGCGACGAGCACGCCCACCACAUCCUAUGGCGGUACCAGAUCCUGGCCCCAGACUGCGACAUUGUAGCCCACUGGAACCACCUCUUCCUCGUCACCUGCCUCAUCGCCCUCUUCAUCGACCCUCUCUACUUCUACCUCCCCUCCGUCGCCGGCCCCGCCUGCCUCUCCACCGACGUCAGCCUGGGCAUCGCCAUCACCUUCUUCCGCUCCGUCACCGAUCUCUUCUUCAUCCUCCACGUCCUCAUGAAGUUCCGCACCGCCUUCGUUGCCCCCAGCUCUAGGGUUUUCGGCCGCGGCGAGCUCGUCAUGGACGCCAGGGAGAUCGCCAUGCGCUACUUGAAAUCCGAUUUCCUUAUCGAUCUCUGUGCAGCGCUUCCUUUGCCUCAGAUUGUUAUCUGGUUAGUAAUUCCGGCGACCAGAAACUCAAGAGCUGAUCAUGCCAACAACACUUUGGCACUUUUUGUUCUCAUUCAAUACAUUCCUAGAUUGUUUCUUAUGUUCCCUCUCAAUCAGCGUAUCAUCAAAACUACCGGCGUUGUCGCCAAGACUGCUUGGGCCGGCGCUGCGUACAAUCUUCUUCUUUACAUGCUAGCUAGUCAUAUAUUAGGAGCUUCUUGGUAUCUGUUGUCCAUAGGAAGGCAGUUCUCAUGUUGGCAAAUGGAGUGCACCAAGGAGAGCGCCUCGCGGCUUCUCUCUUGCCUCCCUUCUUAUCUGGAUUGUAAUAGUUUAGAAAUGCCUGCGCGGAGGUCUUGGCUGAAUGCCACCCGCGUCACUACUAGAUGCGAUGCGAGAAACGACAAUAUCAAUUUCAAGUUUGGAAUGUUUGCCGAUGCUUUUACCAAUGAAGUUGCCUCUUCAAGAUUUGUGGAGAAGUACUUGUAUUGUCUUUGGUGGGGCUUGAGAAACUUAAGCUCAUAUGGACAGAAUUUGGAGACAAGCCGAUUCCUUGGCGAGACAACUUUUUGCAUUCUUAUAUGCAUUAUUGGUUUAAUUCUGUUCUCGCAUUUGAUUGGAAAUAUGCAGACUUAUUUGCAAUCAAUGACGGUAAGACUUGAAGAAUGGAGGGUCAAGCGAAGAGAUACUGAGGAAUGGAUGAGGCAUCGCCAGUUACCUCCAGAUUUGCAGGAACGCGUUCGUCGGUUCGUGCAAUACCAAUGGCUUGCCACCAGAGGAGUUAAUGAAGAAUCCAUACUGCGUUCGUUACCUUUGGAUCUUCGACGUGAAAUUCAACGGCAUUUGUGUCUUGCCCUUGUUCGCCGAGUUCCUUUCUUCUCGCAAAUGGAUGACCAGCUUCUCGAUGCCAUAUGCGAGCGUCUUGUCUCAUCUUUGAGCAUCCAAGGCACCUAUAUCUUUCAAGAGGGUGAUCCGGUAAAUGAGAUGUUGUUCAUAAUUAGAGGACAGCUUGAGAGCUCCACAACUAAUGGUGGAAGAUCCGGUUUCUUUAACUCCAUCACUCUUAGACCUGGUGACUUCUGUGGUGAGGAGUUACUGACUUGGGCUUUAAUGCCAAGCUCUAGCCUAAACCUGCCUUCUUCAACUCGGACAGUGAGAGCUCUUACCGAAGUUGAAGCUUUUGCGCUUCGAGCUGAGGACCUCAAGUUCGUCGCCAGUCAGUUCAAGCGUCUGCACAGCAAGAAACUUCAGCAUGCCUUCAGAUACUAUUCCCACCAAUGGAGGACAUGGGGUGCUUGCUUCAUACAAACUGCUUGGAGAAGGUUUAAGAAGAGGAAGAUGGCAAAGGAGUUGACAAUGCAGGAGAGCUUUUACUAUUCGCAAAUCUCAGGCAAGGAGGAUGAUUAUGUUGGCGAGCUAGCUGGCGGAGAUUACGAGAAUGAGUGUGGUGAAACUCUAUCAGGAGACGAUGCAAGCAAUGGCCGGAAUCUUGGGGCCACAAUUCUGGCUUCGAAAUUUGCUGCCAACACAAAAAGAGGGGCCAACCAGAAAGUUCGGCGGGCUGGCCCUACUUCCACUAGCUUAAAGAUGCCCAAGAUGUUUAAACCAGAUGAACCUGAUUUCUCCUCGUACUAAGAGGAUGUUUAGUUAGCAAGUGAAGUAACCAAGUACUAGUUUA
Molecule: messenger RNA, 2209 nt
Organism: Morus notabilis
Lineage: Eukaryota; Viridiplantae; Streptophyta; Magnoliopsida; Rosales; Moraceae
Product: cyclic nucleotide-gated ion channel 18
Exons: 6
Coding region: 49-2166 (705 amino acids)
Biological process (GO): transmembrane transport; potassium ion transport
Cellular component (GO): membrane
Molecular function (GO): voltage-gated potassium channel activity
Source: RefSeq, a predicted model, not a curated record